GAGAGUGAAACGAAGGACUACAAUUCUAAACUCUAUACCAAGAAAACUGAUACUUUAAAAAUGGCCAGAAUUCUUGAUAUUUUAUUUUUUGUUUACUUUUUAACGCAUAUUCCUAUUGCACUGUUAGUAGAUUUUCAGGCGUUGAUUCCUUCACAGUUUUUUCCUCAACAGUUGGUAGCCUUGAGAGAAUGGUACUGCCGCGAGUACAGGGAUCCCAUGAUGAUGGCCCCGCCCAUCUGGUACCAGUCUCUCAUAUUCUGUGAGCUCUUUCAGUUCUUCUUCUUCUUUGUGGCAUCCUAUGGAUUCUUCAAAGGUGCCAAGCAGUGCAAAUGGUUGCGCUGGCCGUGCGUGGUGUACGGGUCACACGUAGUGACCACCCUCAUCCCCAUCAUCGCUCACGUCCUGUUCUACGAUUUCUCCAAGGAGAAGUUUGCUGGGCCAAGGAACAUGAAGGAGCGCUUAACUCUGUUGUCCUUUUACAGUCCGUACUUCUUCAUCCCCAUCUUACUGCUGCUGGACACCCUCUUCAGCUCGGUCUACCAGACAACACCACAGCAGCAACACAAGACACAGCAACAACAGAAGACACAGCAGGCGCAGAAGAAGAAAGUUAAAUAAGUUUUAUUGUCUUGUACUGUCAUGGUUUAAAUUGGGAAGUUAAAAAAUUUUUGCCACUGAGUUUUCAUUUAGUUUUGAUGUGAGCAGUAUUUAAAUCCCUUUUUACAAUCAUUCUUUUUCAGUAGAGAGUUUUACAAUGUUUUAAUACAUUUUAGUGGUUAUUUAGAUUAAAAAUAUUUUUUAAUAUCACUAAUUACUGUCAUUUAACCUGAGUGGGUCAUUAAAAACAAUUAAUGUACGUUAAUGUUAUAUAGAAAUAUUCUUUGUUUAAACCAGCUGUCUGGUUGAAUAUAUUAUUCUUCAGUGAUUGUUCCUGUUCUUGUCCUUGUGUUUAUUUAAUCCAUGUUUUUCAUCGGUCUCUGUUGAUUCCAGUGUCAUAGUAGUUUAUUCCCCUUAAAUUUGAGAGACCUAAUUGUGUGAUGACUUUCUGUAUGUAUUGAUUCCAUAGCAACCUUCAAAUAAUAAUUGGAUUUUAAACCAUUAACAUCUGAGUUCAGUACAGGGAACUUAGAUUAUUUUU
Physella acuta is the source of this 1138-nucleotide messenger RNA. RefSeq names its product sigma intracellular receptor 2-like. NCBI's taxonomy places the organism in Eukaryota, Metazoa, Mollusca, Gastropoda, Physidae. The record is from RefSeq and is a predicted model, not a curated record. Gene Ontology annotation, cellular component: endoplasmic reticulum.